Messenger RNA from Trichoderma gamsii, 2718 nucleotides. RefSeq lists its product as hypothetical. The transcript is spliced from 2 exons. The record is from RefSeq and is a predicted model, not a curated record. Gene Ontology annotation, biological process: glutathione catabolic process; proteolysis. Gene Ontology annotation, molecular function: protein binding; peptidase activity. Lineage: Eukaryota; Fungi; Ascomycota; Sordariomycetes; Hypocreales; Hypocreaceae. Bases 1 to 2718 code for a protein of 905 amino acids.
AUGCCUUCACUCACGGUCGACCCGGCGGCUGCCGUUCUGCCUACUCUCGAAGUGCCCGACUGCAAACAAUCCCAGCCAGAGCUACUUCACAGCCUCAAGCACAGCAGCAGCGUCCUCGCCCUCGCAGUCAGUCCACAGCACGAUUCCAUCUAUGCCGGCACGCAAGAUGGCGAGAUUGUCGUCUGGUCUCUCUCCACCUUCCACCAGGUCCAGCAGGUCCAGGCGCAUAAGAGGAGCGUCAUGUCACUAUCACUCUCUCCCGACGGCUCGUACCUAUUCUCGAGCGCCUGCGACCCCAUCAUCAACGUGUGGUGCCCUCGAACGCUCCGACGCCUAUACGAAAUCUACGGCAACCACGAUGUCGGCGACAUCUUCUCCACAGCAUACAGUCCGCAGCACGAUACGCUAUACAUUGGCGCGCAGAAUACGUCGAUCCAAUGGGUUAGCCUGAGCGACCCAAGCACAAAAGUGACGCCCGAUUCGCAGCGACAUCCUGAUCGAAGAAGUCACCGGUUUUUCGACUCCAAGGCGAUUGGCGGAACGAGCACUCCAAGACGCAGCGAGGACAAGUGGAGUUUGAUCCCUCGAGCCAACAAUGUCUUGGAAAUCGACAGUGGCGCAAUUCGCAAGUUUGCCCACUACGGCUACAUAUACUGCAUGCUUAUUGCAAAGGGGCCUACCGUGGAAGUUGGUCCAGAGGACGAUGUGCUGAUUUCAGGAGGUGGUGAUGGCACAAUUAAGCUUUGGAGUCUUGGGGCACAAGGCAGAACUGAUCCGGACGACCCCGAGCGAGCCGGCAUCAAGGAGAUCAUGUCGCUUGGUGCAGAUGACGCAGAGUCUGUGCUGUCACUGGCAUUAGACGGAUCCUUCCUGUAUGCUGGAAAGCUCGAUGGCAUUGUCGAGCUCUGGGACCUGGACACAGCCCAGAGGCUGAGAGUGAUUAAGGCGCAGAAUCAAGACAUAAUGUCGCUCCAGAUGGGCUGGGGCUAUCUUUGGACUACUUCUGCUGACGGAUGGGCCAAUAAAUUCAGUACGGCGCAUUAUGGCAAAUACCAGCACAUCUCAAGAACUGUUGCCCAAAAAUACCAGUGCCUCAGCCAGUGGAAAGCGCAUAAUGGCAAAGAAAAGAGUAAGAUCCUGUCAUCCGCCUGCGCAACUUACAAAAACGAACAAUAUUACAUCACGGGGGCCAACGACAACGACAUCUGCGUAUGGAAUAUCAAGGAUGAGGCCGACCCGAAAUCGGAGAAUAUGAGCAAGACUGAGGACGAUGUCAUCCUCUCUGCCCUGAGUGAAUUCGUUUCAUACAAGACCGUGUCAUCCAGGCCCGAAUUUGCGGAAGACUGCCGCAAGGGGGCCACCUAUCUCGGCGCUCUGUUCAAGCGCAUGGGCGGAUAUGUCGAGAUGCUGAGUACAGGAGAAUCGCACAACCCUGUGGUGUUGGCAAAAUUCUCUGGAAAGAAGGAAAGCGCUGAUAGGCGAAAGCGAAUCCUCUUUUACGGGCAUUACGACGUGGUAUCGGCUGAUAAUGAGAAGAGCAACUGGGCCACCGACCCGUUUACUGUUCACGGAACUAAUGGUUAUCUCUAUGGACGAGGCAUCAGCGAUAACAAGGGGCCCAUACUGGCUGCACUGUUCGCCGUCACAGACUUGAUGCAGGCGCAAGAAUUGGAAAAUGAUGUCAUCUUCUUGAUUGAAGGAGAAGAGGAAUUUGGAUCCAGAGGGUUUGAACAGGUCAUCAAGAGAAACAAGGAGCACAUUGGCCCAGUAGACUACAUCCUGCUGGCCAACAGUUACUGGCUGGACGAUGAGGUUCCGUGUCUGACUUACGGCUUGCGAGGGGUCCUCCACGCCACUGUGUGUGUUGACUCAGCGCGUCCUGAUGCUCACUCUGGCGUUGACGGUUCCUACAUGCAUGAUGAGCCCCUUUCAGAUCUCACAGCAGUCUUGUCCAGACUAAAGGGGCGCGGCAAUCGAGUCCUUAUCCCUGGCUUCUACGACGGCAUCCCACCAGUGACGCCAGAGGAAGAGGCUCGCUACGAUGAUAUUGCCUCUAUCCUAGUUCGCCGUGGUGCGGAAGCCGUCUCUGAAGCAGAGAUUAAGAAGUCGCUUUUGGCCACAUGGCGAGAGCCAAACCUGACGAUUCAUCGUUACAACGUGUCGGGACCAGAGGGUAGCUUGGUGAGCAGCCAUGCUAACUCACACAUCAGCAUGCGAUUGGUACCAGGACAAGAAGUGGACACGAUGGCGACGGCCCUGACAGGCUUUCUGCAACGCGAAUUUGAUGGUCUCGACUCUGAGAACAGGAUUAGCAUUCGUAUCGACAACAUGUCUGAACCGUGGCUAGGCGAUCCGACCAACGACAUCUUCCGCAUUCUAUGCGACGCCAUUGUGGAGGCUUGGCCCGACUGCUUCGAGCCUCGAGAAGAUGCCGCCAGUACUAAGCGACCAAGUUCAGAUGAAUUGAGCACAAACGGCAAAGCCCUUCCGCUGGAGUCACCAGAGCUGCCGACGAGCAAGCCUAAGAAGCCGCUCUACAUCCGCGAAGGCGGCUCUAUCCCGGCCAUUCGCUUUCUGGAGAAGGAAUUUGGAGCGCCGGCUGCCCACUUGCCUUGCGGGCGGGCCAGCGACUCUGCGCAUUUGGCUAAUGAGAGGAUGAGCCUCAUUAACCUGGUCAAGGCGAGGGAGAUUUUUGGCAAGGUGUUUGGGCGGCUGUGA